Malurus melanocephalus (red-backed fairy wren) is the source of this 1248-nucleotide messenger RNA. RefSeq names its product serpin B6-like. Gene Ontology annotation, molecular function: serine-type endopeptidase inhibitor activity. Gene Ontology annotation, cellular component: cytoplasm. The transcript is spliced from 7 exons. NCBI's taxonomy places the organism in Eukaryota, Metazoa, Chordata, Aves, Passeriformes, Maluridae. The record is from RefSeq and is a predicted model, not a curated record. Bases 94 to 1233 code for a protein of 379 amino acids. Gene Ontology annotation, biological process: negative regulation of endopeptidase activity.
UCCUGGCUGGUACCUUUAAAACCCAGUGUUCAGGGGUAGGAGCAAGCUCAAGGUACUACGGAAGGUCUAUAGAGAUACAGAAGGCUCUGAAGCAUGGAAAGUCUCUGUGCAGCAAAUGCCACUUUUGCACUGGACCUCUUGAGAAAGCUGUGUGAGAAGAAAARUGGGCAGAAUGUGUUCUUUUCCCCACUGAGCCUUUCUUCUGCUUUGUCUAUGGUUUUGUUGGGUUCAAGAGGUAGCACUGAAGCUGAAAUAACAAAGGUGCUUUCUCUGAACAAAGCCCAGGAUGCUCACAAUGGCUACCAAUCCCUUCUCUCUGAAAUUAAUGAUCCAAGCACCAAAUACAUUCUGAGAACUGCAAAUCGGCUUUACGGAGAAAAGACAUUUGAGUUUCUUCCAUCGUUUAUAGAGUUGAGUCAGAAGUGCUACCAUGCUGGACUAGAGCAGACCGACUUCAUUCAUGCUUGGGAGAACUCCAGGAAACAAAUCAAUGASUGGGUAGAGGAAAGGACUGAAGGUAAAAUUCAGAACCUGUUGGCAGAGGGGAUUCUGGAUUCSCUGACCAGACUUGUGUUGGUGAAUGCCAUCUAUUUCAAAGGCAACUGGGAAAAGCAGUUCAAGAAAGAGAGUACCACAGAAAGACCGUUCAAAAUUAAUAAGAAUGAGACCAGACCUGUGCAGAUGAUGUUCAAGACAGACAGAUUUAACAUGACCUAUAUUGGGGACUUCCAGACCAAAAUCCUUGAGCUCCCCUAUGUKGGUAAUGAACUGAGCAUGAUCAUCCUGCUCCCUGAUGCAAUCCAGGAUGGAUCCACUGGCUUGGAAAGACUGGAAAGAGAACUUACAUAUGAGAAGCUAAUAGAUUGGAUCAAUCCUGAAAUGAUGGACUCCACAGAGGUGCGAGUGUCUUUACCCAGAUUUAAACUGGAAGAAAAUUAUGAUCUGAAACCCCUUCUGAGCAGCAUGGGAAUGCCUGAGGCAUUUGAUUCGGGAAAGGCAGACUUUUCAGGAAUGUCAUCUGGCAACAAGCUGGUGCUAUCUAAAGUGGUUCACAAGUCCUUUGUGGAAGUCAAUGAAGAAGGCACUGAAGCAGCUGCUGCCACAGCAGCAGUGAUGAUGAUGCGCUGUGCCAUGAUAGUUCCGGAUUUCACUGCUGAUCAUCCCUUCCUCUUCUUCAUCCGGCACAACAAAACUUCCAGCAUCUUGUUCUGUGGCAGGUUUUGCUGUCCCUAAGGAGGAGAUGUCUUG